UUAUUAUUAUUAUAUCAAAAUACUAAAAUUAAUUGUUUUUUGAAAAAAAAUCAAAUUUGAAUGAAAAACAGUUUAACUGUGCCAAACGGGCACUUGCCGGCUGAAGACAACCGGCGUUUUGUCUGAUCUACUUGUCUUUCUCUGCAAAUCUAGCGUUUCUUUAGAGAACCCAUUUAUUCGAAGAAUUUAGGGUUUUGUAGACUUUUAGAUUAAGAAUGCUGCAAUCUUAUUAGUGUUUCAAAAAAUUCGUUGUUGAAGAAGCAAUCGAAAUCUAGUGUUCAAUGCACGGGUCAUCGAGUGCAGUGGCGCAACCAGAGGCCAUACUAGAAUGGUUGCAAAAGGAGAUGGGGUAUAGGCCAUUAGGACCGUACAGUGCCACCACAAGCAAAUCUCCAUUGCCUUCAAUUGAUGCGAUGAGGAAAAUUUGUCGUGGAAAUAUGAUACCCAUUUGGGGAUUUUUGGUAAAGAGAGUGAAAUCGGAGAAAACGGUGGAGAAUAUAAGGAAGAACAUAUUGGUACAUGGUAGUGGUGGUGGUUUGGUAAAUGCUGGGAAAGAUGAGGGGAGAAGUAAAGGAGGGAGGAGGAAGGAGAAGGUGGGCGGGGAGAGUGGGGGUGGUUCGAGCAUGCCGGAGAGUAGGGAGGUGGCAUUGCAAGAAAGGGAAAUGGCGGCGAAGGAGGUUGAGAGGUUGAGGAGUAUUGUUAGAAGGCAGAGGAAGGAUUUGAGGGCUAGAAUGAUUGAGGUUUCGAGGGAGGAGGCCGAAAGGAAGCGUAUGCUUGAUGAGCGUGCUAAGAAUAGGCACAAACAGGUCAUGCUGGAGGCUUACGACCAGCAAUGUGACGAGGCAGCAAAAAUAUUUGUGGAGUAUCAUAAACGUCUUCAACAACAUGUUGAUCAAGCGAGGGAUGCUCAAAGGUCAAGCAUUGACAGUUCUAUUGAAGAAGUUAGCAGUUUCAGUGCAAACAGUGAGAAGGAAGCUGUUUAUUCAACCGUUAAGGGCACUAAAUCUGCUGAUGAUGUCAUUCUAAUUGAAACAACUUGUGAAAGAAAUAUCCAGAAGGCAUGUGAAUCUCUUGCAGUUUAUAUGGUCGAGAGAAUACGCAACUCUUUCCCUGCUUAUGAAGGAAGUGGCAUUCAUUUGAAUCCUCAAUCAGAAGCAGCCAAGUUGGCCAUUAAUUUUGAUGGGGAAAUACCUGAUGAUGUUAGAACUGUUAUUGUGAAUUGCCUGAAGAAUCCUCCUCUCUUACUCCGGGCAAUUACUGCAUACACUUCACGACUGAAAACUUUGGUUUCUAGAGAAAUUGAAAAAACUGAUGUUAGAGCUGAUGCAGAACUCUUAAGAUACAAAUACGAGAACAACAGAGUAAUGGAUGUUUCUUCUACUGACACAAACUCAUCAUUACACCACCAGCUUUGUGGCUAUGGGACGAUUGCAACAGACAUGACUUAUAGAGGAUCACAAAAUCAGCUUCUUGAAAGACAGAAAGCCCAUGUUCAGCAAUUUUUGGCCACUGAAGAUGCACUCAAUAAAGCUGCAGUAGCCAGGGACUUGUGUCAGAAGCUUUUAAAACGAUUGCAUGGAACUGGUGAUGAAGUUUCUUCCAACUCAAUUGUUAGUGGAGGCACAACACAGAACGUGAGCAGUCUGAGGCAAUUCGAGUUGGAGGUUUGGGCCAUGGAGAGGGAAGCUGCUGGACUGAGGACAAGCUUGAAUACAUUGAUGUCUGAAACACAACGCUUAAAUAAAUUGUGUGCAGAGAGGAAAGAGGCUGAAGAUUCUUUGAGAAAGAAGUGGAAGAAGAUUGAAGAGUUUGAUGCAUGCAGAUCUGAACUUGAAGCUAUAUAUACCGCUCUACUGAAGUUUAACAUGGAGGAUGCGGCAGCAUUCUGGAAACGACAACCAUUGAUUGCAAGGGAGCAUGCAUCAAUUACUAUCAUCCCAGCAUGUACAAUUGUUGUGGACAUUGCAAACAGUGCCAAAGAUCUUAUUGAUAAAGAAGUUAAUGCCUUCUCACGAUGUCCUGAUAAUAGUCUUUACAUGCUUCCUUCAACUUCACAGGCACUGUUGGAGUCCAUGGGUUCUAAUGGAUCUACGGGACCUGAAGUUGCUGCUGCUGCAGAGAAGAAUGCUGCUUUAUUGACAGCAAGAGCUGGCGCUAGGGAUCCAUCAGCAAUUCCAUCAAUAUGCCGUGUGUCUGCUGCCCUUCAGUAUCCUGCUGGUUUGGAGGGUUCGGAUGCUGGUUUAGCUUCAGUGUUAGAGUCCCUGGAGUUCUGUUUAAAACUUCGUGGUUCUGAGGCUAGUGUGUUGGAGGACUUGGCAAAGGCAAUCAAUCUGGUCCAUAUUCGGCAUGAUCUAGUUGAAAGUGGUCAUGCAUUGUUGAACCAUGCAUACCGUUCUCAACAAGAAUAUGAAAGGACAACAAAUUUUUGCUUGGACUUGGCCAAUGAGCAAGAGAAAAUUGUCGUAGAGAAAUGGUUACCUGAGCUUAAGACUACAGCUUUGAAUGCCCAAAAGUGCUUGGAAGAUUGCAAGUACGUGAGAGGUUUGCUUGAUGAUUGGUGGGAGCAACCAGCAUCUACUGUUGUUGACUGGGUUACAGUUGAUGGACAAAAUGUUGCUGCUUGGCAUAAUCACGUCAAGCAACUUCUUGCAUUUUAUGAUAAAGAGCUCAUGUGAACAAGAUCUUUGUGCACUUUUCCUUGUUUGACUGAUUUUUUUUACCACUUCAUGUCAAUACGGAAAAUUACAUUUGGGUCGCAUGGGAUACACUUGAGAAUGUGAUGAAGAGAUCUUCGAUGAUAUCUUUCUAUUUAGUUUGCAGGAUGAGGGAGGAGGCGGUUGGAUGGAUUUGGUAUGUGUACAUGAGGGUAGACAGAGGCAAUCAAGCACCAUCGAUUGGAAUACUAGUCAAAGCAUCCUCCAUUGGCUUAGAACGUGAAAGGGAGGUGGUGGUGGAUUUCUGUACUCUGCUUUUUGGUUGAGGUAUCUUGGCCUAUUGUCUCCCUUUCCCACUAAUUUUGUACAGACUGGUUGGUUAGUGUACUAUAGGUCAUCUGUUAUCAUUAAAAGUUAUGAGGCGGUUCAUGAUUUGCUUGUUGUUUAUUCAGUCUAUAUAUGGCUUAUAAAAAAGUCAUUUCUCCUGUAUUGAUGAGUGGAGCUGUGCCUAAUCUCUUUUAUAAUGGAAGUUAGGAGGAAGUGUGUUCCAUGGCGUGGAAGAACAAUCAAAAUAUUACUGACUGAAGGCUCAGAGCCAGAAGGGAUGGCUCACCUGCUGUCCUAAAUUUGUAAGGCUUUCUUUUUUUUAUUUAUCGUAGUUGUCAGAAUGGAUUUUAACA
Molecule: messenger RNA, 3334 nt
Organism: Populus euphratica (Euphrates poplar)
Lineage: Eukaryota; Viridiplantae; Streptophyta; Magnoliopsida; Malpighiales; Salicaceae
Exons: 10
Coding region: 282-2675 (797 amino acids)
Biological process (GO): spindle assembly
Cellular component (GO): HAUS complex; spindle microtubule
Source: RefSeq, a predicted model, not a curated record